CACUGUUGAUUUGUUUUUUGGCCCUUAUAAAACCCUCCCCAUUUGCUCUCUCUGUCUCUUCAGGUACAUUUAUCUGAGAUCCCUCUCUCUCUGUCUCUCUCGGUAUCUCAUUUCCGUACCUCAACAGAUCCCCAUAAGAAAACAGUCACAAAAACAAAUACAAUGGCGCUCUCCAGCACUAGCUGCGUCAUUCCCACCACCAAAUCCUUCAUCCAACCCCAGCCCGCCUCUCACACUCACUUCCUACCUUCCUCCAAAUCCCACCAACCCACCUUCCCCAACAAGAAAACGACAUCGUUUUCCCCAAUCGUCGCCGUUCACGCCGCCGAGCCCGCCAAGAACCCCGUCGUCUCCGACAACAAGUCCCCGCCCGCAACGUCGUCGUCUUCUUCGAAAUCAGCGUCGAAGGUCAACAGCAGCAAUAAUGCGGUCCUCGGGAAAUGGAGCCUCGAGAGCUGGAAAUCCAAGAAGGCGCUCCAGCUGCCCGAGUACCCGGAUGCGGCGGAGCUCGAGUCGGUGCUCCGGACCAUCGAGUCUUUCCCUCCGAUCGUCUUCGCCGGUGAAGCCAGGAGCUUGGAGGAGCGCCUUGCCGAGGCCGCCAUGGGAAACGCCUUCCUCCUCCAGGGCGGCGACUGCGCCGAGAGCUUCAAGGAGUUCAAUGCCAACAACAUCCGUGACACCUUCCGGAUCCUCCUCCAGAUGGGCGCCGUUCUCAUGUUCGGAGGUCAACUGCCCGUUAUCAAGGUUGGGAGAAUGGCGGGUCAAUUUGCGAAGCCGAGAUCGGACUCGUUCGAGGAGAAGAACGGAGUGAAGCUACCGAGUUACAGAGGGGACAACGUCAACGGAGAUGCGUUCGACGCUAAAUCGAGGAUUCCAGACCCUCAGAGGAUGAUCAGGGCUUACUGUCAAUCGGCGGCGACUCUCAACCUUCUUAGGGCCUUCGCCACCGGUGGCUACGCCGCUAUGCAGAGGGUCACUCAGUGGAAUCUCGACUUCACCGAACACAGCGAGCAAGGAGACAGGUACCGUGAACUAGCUAACCGAGUUGAUGAGGCCCUGGGUUUCAUGGCUGCAGCGGGGCUCACGGUUGACCACCCGAUCAUGACAACGACUGAGUUUUGGACAUCCCAUGAAUGCUUGCUCUUGCCGUAUGAGCAGUCGCUCACUAGGUUGGAUUCAACUUCUGGCCUUUACUAUGAUUGCUCUGCCCAUAUGCUUUGGGCUGGUGAACGGACGAGGCAACUUGAUGGAGCCCAUGUUGAGUUUCUGAGAGGAGUUGCUAAUCCCCUUGGAAUUAAGGUGAGCGAUAAGAUGGAUCCAAAUGAGCUAGUUAAGCUCAUAGAGAUUUUGAACCCUCAGAACAAAGCAGGGAGAAUAACAGUGAUUGUAAGAAUGGGAGCUGAGAACAUGAGAGUGAAGCUUCCCCAUCUUAUUAGGGCAGUCCGCAGAUCAGGCCAAAUUGUCACAUGGGUCAGUGAUCCUAUGCAUGGGAACACCAUAAAAGCUCCCUGUGGUCUCAAAACGCGGCCCUUCGAUGCCAUCAGGGCGGAGGUGAGAGCAUUCUUUGAUGUGCAUGAGCAAGAAGGAAGCCACCCUGGAGGAGUUCACCUGGAAAUGACUGGCCAAAAUGUGACCGAGUGCAUUGGAGGAUCACGCACUGUGACGUUUGAUGACUUGAGUUCACGCUACCACACCCACUGCGACCCGAGGCUCAACGCCUCUCAAUCUCUUGAGCUCGCUUUCAUCAUCGCGGAGCGCCUUAGGAAAAGAAGAAUCAAGUCACAGCAAUCUACUACUGCUUCUUUGGGGCUGUAAAAUGGCUUUCCAAGGCUUUUCUCCAAUUCUUUUUCACCCUUUUUGCUCCCAUCAACUUAUUAGCUGCUGUCUUAUGAACAUAUUACUGUUUACUGGAUUCUAGUGUUAACUUAUGCUGCGACUUGCGUGUUGUAUGUGUACUGGAUAUGAUGGUUUGAGACUUUCAAAAGGAAAGGAAUAAAAUGGAAUUGCUAUUAUGGCGUUGAAGAAUUAAAAA
Messenger RNA from Morus notabilis, 2032 nucleotides. RefSeq names its product phospho-2-dehydro-3-deoxyheptonate aldolase 1, chloroplastic. The record is from RefSeq and is a predicted model, not a curated record. The transcript is spliced from 5 exons. Gene Ontology annotation, molecular function: 3-deoxy-7-phosphoheptulonate synthase activity. The coding region runs from base 163 to 1815 and encodes 550 amino acids. NCBI's taxonomy places the organism in Eukaryota, Viridiplantae, Streptophyta, Magnoliopsida, Rosales, Moraceae. Gene Ontology annotation, biological process: aromatic amino acid biosynthetic process.